AUGGCUGAAGUCAUUGUCGGCUUCGUCUCUGCUGGAGUUGGCAUCGCCGCCUUCGCCCUUCAGAUUUCGAAAAGCAUCGACGCUCUGCGUCAGAUGCGAUUGAAACCUGGCGAGGUGCGCAAGGAUCUGACAACCCUGCUCGAGAUGCUCGAGAUUCUCCACCAGGCCGUAUCUUUGUUGAAGGCUUGGGAGGGAUACCAACCUGUCGACGGUAUAAUCCAACAUGUACAACAGCGAUACGCCAAGACAGAACCGACAAUCCGAGAUCUCUUGGAGAAAUAUCAAGAGACCGGAGAGGGCCGUGGUCGUCAAUGGAAGCGAGUGCUAGCUCGACACCCAAAACAACAGAUUAGUGAUCUUCGAGAAGACAUCAAUGAAAUCAUCAACAUUCUGAAUCUGGCGUUUAUGGCUGCACAAUGCCAGCCUCCAAGCAUCCAAGAACUCACACCAACCGGCAACAGAAAUGCCGACCCAUCGAAAGCACAAGAGGGAGAGUUUCAUCAAGUAAAAGACGAAGGAGACGCUGGCGAGAUGAAAACGUGCACCAACACAGUGACCAAUCCACCGAGCUCAAAAUCACAUCAAGAACAUCGCGUCACGUUACCUACAGCAAGGACAAGUUCAAAUACUUCCAGGACACGAAGAUAUGACUGCUCAUGCAAUCUCACUGGCAUCACCGGCCGCUUCUGGUUCUUGCAAUAUACACCGCUCUCUAUGUUCAUUGGGAGGUCCGGGGAGAAGGUCUCAGGGUGCGAUUGUAUUGGUCUGCGCCUCCGACUAGCUCUGUCAAAGUACGGCGUCCCAAUAGCCAUAAUUGCCGGCAUCGGGUUCAUGGUUCAUGGAUCAGGGCUCGAACUCAGAUCUUCUCUUAGAGUGGAAAGAAUAGUCAACUACACGUCUCCAGGGUUCGAGACUAUAUGGCGCCUCGAACACGGCUUGAUUUCGCUCCAAGAAGCACGGACAAGAUUUACCGAACUCUAUCGAUCCGACAGUUCUCUCAAAUAUCACAAGAACCCUGCUGGAAACAGCUACAUAAAAACACUUCUGCAGGAGCCUUGGAUUAGUAGGAUAGAUGACCAGAUCUCCAUGCUUCGCAUGCUCGUCACUGACUGUCAGGUGACGCUUGAGGACGAAACUGAAAGCUUCCUUGUUCAGUGCGCAGAGUGGAGUAUCUGCAGCUCUCACCUCGCCCUGCUAGUCCUUGAUGCUAUCCUAGAAUCUGGAUUCGACGCCAGCGCCAUUCAUGCAUCCCCUUCCGAAAGAUGGCCCACUCCAUCUGUACCAAUCUGGCAUACUUUUGGAGCUGUCCCUGAUCCCUUCUUUAUUGCGUUUGUUGGGAAGAUUUUGAGAUAUAGCCCGAGCUAUUCAGGGUCCACGAACCUGCACCACGUGCUCCUCAACGAGCCAUUUGAGUCCGCGGCCAGUUUUUUACAUCGAUCGCAACCACUCGAGACCAAUGUCAACUUCUUGGGACAAACUCCCUUGCAUAUCGCGACUACUCGUCCGGAACUAUGUCGUCUUGUGUUGGAUGCAGGACAUGGCAUAGACGUUACUGACAAGCUUGGAACUACUCCACUGAUGUACGCCGCAGCUAUGGGCCAAACCGAAGUCACAAUGUUACUGAUAUCAAGAGGCGCCAAUCUUGUUCUACGAGAUUCGAGACGACAGGGAUCGUUUUUGGAUUACGCUCUAUUUUGCAACCACUGGGAUCUGGCUCUAGACGCCCUCUUGGCUAUACAGCCCAACUUGGAACCGGGCGUUUUCCAAGUUACUGUCCAGGAGGUUUUAAUCAGUGCUUUUCCCAUCAGUUUUCUCGUUUCAAAACGGCAGCUGUCUUUUCUCCCAAAGAUAAUUCAACUCUCCAACGACGUCAAUUUCACAUUCGACGACGGCCAUGUCAAGGAUAAUACCUUGAUGCACUACGCUUAUAACCUCGAAAUUGCAUCGGCUCUUGUCCAAUGUGGGUUCAGCAACUUCAAUCAGAAGAACAGUAAGGGAAAGCUAGCAAUCAACUCCCUAGCGAGAUAUCCCAACGUCGCCGUCAUCCAGUUCUGCCUCGAGAGAGGUGCGGAUGCAAAAAACGUGAGCCAACACGGGCGAACAAUCUUUUUCGAACUUCUGGCAGGAUUGGGCGAGAUUGGAUGGGUCACUUGGGAUGUCAUUGACUCUAUCAAGCUUUGUUUAAGCGCUGGAGCUGAUCCCUUGAUCGCGGACAACUGUGUAUGCCCGUGCUCCCCCGACGGAUGUCAUGUAUCUUCCAUUUUUGACCUCGGAUCCAGUUCUAGGAGUAUUCUUGAUCCCAGGCCUGAACGAAUAUGGAUCUUUGAAUUACUCACUCUCCUUGAAGAAUACCGCGACAUUGAGGCCGCAGAGAGAUUUCUCCUAUCUCUUCAUCGCAGAGUUCUAUGCGAUAAGCCUCACAUCUCCAUAGCCCACGUUUGCUGUCAUAGUGGUCGCGGCAUCAAAUGUGAAGUUCGGGAACCUUGGGACCCACCGCAUCUUCAAGACGGGGACAUUGAGGAGAUCCUGGAUGAAGAGAGCGACUUCAUCACAGCAUUAGACAUGGAUAUGGAGCGGCUUGCUUGCUUUGGCUUUUCAAAGCUCCGGACCGAGUUCAUGAUUCAGUUGAAAGGUUUAUACGAGACAGAGAAAUACGAGGCAGACUCGGAACUCAACGAUGAGGCGUAUGAAGUCGACUAUAGAGCUGACAGGUACGAUCGGAGAUCCGCCCCGGCGCUGUGGCCAAAAUUCUCAAUCGCUCAGUCAAUGGCAGGCUAUGCCUUCUGGCUACAACAUGAAAGAUCGAGGACAGAAAAACCACUCUCCGGUGAUUUCCACAAAGCCGGCUGGUUUGAGAGGCGCAUCUCUUGGCUUCUUGAGUUCAUGGACGUAAUGGAGGUGACGGUAGAGAUGCUGGAGGAGAGCAUGAGAAGGAUAUAUGUGACGGAGACGCGAACCGAGAAGAUUGACCGCAAGCAAACGGUCAAGUCUUUCUUGGAAGCGAUAGGGAAGGCAAGGAACAAAGACGAAGAGCGGGAAACAGAGUGA
Messenger RNA from Fusarium keratoplasticum, 3048 nucleotides. RefSeq lists its product as uncharacterized. NCBI's taxonomy places the organism in Eukaryota, Fungi, Ascomycota, Sordariomycetes, Hypocreales, Nectriaceae. Gene Ontology annotation, molecular function: protein binding. Bases 1 to 3048 code for a protein of 1015 amino acids. The record is from RefSeq and is a predicted model, not a curated record. The transcript has 6 exons.